This is a messenger RNA of Rhodofomes roseus, 1815 nucleotides long. RefSeq names its product CrcB-like protein-domain-containing protein. Gene Ontology annotation, biological process: fluoride transmembrane transport. The record is from RefSeq and is a predicted model, not a curated record. Lineage: Eukaryota; Fungi; Basidiomycota; Agaricomycetes; Polyporales; Fomitopsidaceae. The coding region runs from base 460 to 1659 and encodes 399 amino acids. The transcript is spliced from 4 exons. Gene Ontology annotation, cellular component: membrane. Gene Ontology annotation, molecular function: fluoride transmembrane transporter activity.
CCCCGACGAGCCGCCAGUGACAUAACAGUGCUGUAUGGGCGUGUCAGCGUGGGCACGUUCUGGCGCAGAUCUGGAUACUCAACUCGACCUCGGGGAUCCCACUUGCUUUUGAAGAACAUGCGGGGUAUCAGAGCAGCAAGGACCACUGCAGCCACGGUCGUGAGCAGAGUUAAGAGCAUAAGGGCGUCAACGUGGCAGCGACCGCGAGAGGCGCAUCAAACACAGGCGAUGGCCUUGGGUCGCCGACUUGUGCUGUAUAUAGGGGCCCGCAGUACCAGUACUUACGCGUUACGCGAGCCGGAGGACAGUCGCUGGAUAAGCGCUCUCACGCUGCAUGCCCGACGGUCUCUCGCCACGUUCUAGCUCUGCUCUGUACCUCUUGGACAUUCUGAAUGCGAAUUGUCGCCUGCUACUAGCACAUCUAAACGCUGACUGUCCUGGGCAGGAGGGUUGAGCAGGAUGGGGCAGACGCAAGACAUGCACGUCCCGGAGCCCGAGGUCCCCCCAGACGAUCUCGAAUCAAACCCGCCUUUCACCGACUCUGCCAAGCGCUCUCCGUCUCUCACCCAAACCCCCUCCAGAGCUCAUACACACAGCGAGCGAACUCCCAGCGACGUCGGCUCGGCCCUCGCGCGCCAUGAAUCGCUGCAAGAAGCGUCGUCGCUCGCGUCCAUCGACCGGCCGCCCAGCGAUCCAGAGAAGAUACCCCCCGCAAAAAUAUACCACCCAUACGACCCCGCCGUAAUCGCGCUGCUGAUGCCCGCGUCUGUGUUUGGGACCCUUGCGCGGUUGGGCUUGGAGGCACUCGUCACAUUUGACGGCAAUGCCAUCUUUCCGCUGGCUUGGGUGCAAGUUGGCGGUUGCCUGAUUAUGGGCUUCUGUCUCGGGAUUAGGGAGCCGUUCGGUCGGUUCUAUGCCCCGCUGUAUACAGCUUUUACUACGGGGUUUUGUGGUUCGUUUACGACAUUCUCGUCAUGGCAGUUUGCCGUGUUUCAGGCAUGGAUAAACUCCGGUCGAUACCACCGAGACUGGCUGCGCGAUGUCAUUGACGGCCUCACCCAACUCGUCUUCACACUCGCAUUGUCCCUUUCCGCCGUGUCGUUUGGCGCACACUUGGCUACCUUGAUUGCCCCACACGUCCCGCGACCCCCCUCUCCCAACGCCGCCUUCCGCUACUUCCUCACCGCGCUGUCCGUCUGCAUCUACGCCGCGACCUUCCCCGCCUACUUCCGCAUGCCGGAGUCUUUCCGCCACCAAGCGACGUCCGCGCUGCUGUACUCCUUCCCAGGGACGCUGACACGCUAUCUGCUAUCGAUCAACCUGAAUCCGAGGUUCAAGCUGUUCCCCGUGGGGACGUUCACAGCAAACAUCCUCGGCACCGGGUUCAUCGGGCUCUUCGAGGUGCUGCAGGGCACGCGCGGGCCGCCGUCCGUGAGGGCGUGCAACGUCCUCGCCGGACUCGCGAACGGGUACUGCGGCUGUCUCACCACUGUCAGUACGUUCGCCACGGAGGUGGACGCGCUGGAGAACAAGAAGGCGUGGUUCUAUGCGAUCUUGAGUGUCGUCUGUUCGCAACUGCUGUUGUUGGUGAUUUUGGGGCCGUCAUACUGGGCAGGGCAUGUGAGCGAGCAAGUGACAUGCGAGUACCUCUACCGCUAGCUCUUUGUCAUCUAUCAAUACACUUCACUGGUCUCCGCACUGCCUCUAUGUAGAUGAACAAUAGUGUACUUGUCAGUCGUGGUAAUUGGUCCGGUGACUAUCCGUACGUGGCAGCUUCGAUGGGUCGAAAUGCCAGCAAGUCUACCUCGAUGCUGA